AUGUUGUACACACUUGUUACGUUGUUAUUUUUGGCAUCAACAAAUCAGUCAGCAACAUCGCCGUGCUCAGAUUAUCUAUCGGCUACAAUGUGCUCAAAUGAGCAAGAUGAUAAUAUUUGCCAUGAAGCUUUUCCCAUUCAAGAAGCUUUUCCGAUAGUAAACAAGCGCUGCACAGAUCCUAGAUGGCAAAUUGCUGAGGAAUGCCGAAAGCAAUGUCGAAGUUGCUGUGAGCAUCCCAAUUUUGUUUGCUUUGAUAAAAAAGGUUCUGCUUUGAAUUGUCGUAUGAUUGCAGAGAAAGGUCAAUGCAGUACAACGGAUGAAACAUUUAAGGCAAUUCUAGCAGUAGAAUGUGCCGGAAGUUGUGGUCUUUGUAGGCAUUCUGGGUGUUUUGAUAAUGAUUACAUGCUUUGCUUCUUAUUUCAAAAACUUUGUCAACAGCCAAAUUAUCAUCAACUUAUGAGCAAAAAAUGCAAACGUACUUGCAAUUUGUGUACAGUUGAUACGCAAUAUCCAGGAUGGAUUUUUAAUCAUGAAACUAAUGCACAUUACAAACUUCUCAGCGCAACUUCUGGAGAUGAAAACAGUAGUGUUGUGAAACAUGAACGUAUGUGCGCAGAAGAAGGAGCUCAUUUGACCUCAGUACAUUCAGAGGCAGAAAAUGCCUUUAUUUAUGGGUUGGCAGGUUGUAAACGUGUUUUCAUUGGUUUGCGUGGACGAAAUAGUGAAGAGUUUGAAUGGUUAGAUGGAAGUAAGGUGGAUUUCAAAAAAUUUUUUCCCGGUUUUCCAAUGGGAACCCAAUAUUGUGUUUAUAUUAAUGGAAAUAACAUGUUCUGGUACACAGACUCUUGUCUGUCUAGGGGUUGUGCCGUGUGUAAAAAAGUUGGUUGGAGUGAGGAGUAA
This is a messenger RNA of Thelazia callipaeda (thelaziosis nematode), 900 nucleotides long. Lineage: Eukaryota; Metazoa; Nematoda; Chromadorea; Rhabditida; Thelaziidae. The record is from the annotation of a GenBank genome assembly.